Penicillium cataractarum is the source of this 657-nucleotide messenger RNA. RefSeq names its product NUDIX hydrolase. Lineage: Eukaryota; Fungi; Ascomycota; Eurotiomycetes; Eurotiales; Aspergillaceae. Bases 1 to 657 code for a protein of 218 amino acids. The record is from RefSeq and is a predicted model, not a curated record. The transcript has a single exon.
AUGACACCCCCUUACAAAAUCGCUCCACAUCUGGAGUACUUCAAUAUUCCCUUCACCGACUUCAUCGCAGCCCGACCCGAAUUCGACGCGUUCGGGGUUGGUGGCUUCAUUUUCGAUCGGGCGACUUCACCUCCUCCCACAUCCGACGCGGGAUCCCUGCCACCACGUAUUCUAUUGCUCCAGCGAGCUCUGACCGAUUCUAUGCCCGGUUGCUGGGAAGGUCCUGGCGGGGCAGCUGAACCUGACGAAGAUGGCACGUUGCUGGAUGGAGUGGUGCGUGAAGUCGCCGAGGAGACGGGCCUGCAUGUCUCGCGGAUCGUGGAGUUGGUCGCCGUCGACGUUUGGGUUCAUACGCGUCGUUCGAAUGGGGAGAAGAUCCGGAUUGCGAAAUAUUCGUUUAUUGUCGAGGUGUACGAGGCGAUGAGGCAGUUGGAUCAUGGAACGGCUCAGGUUGUUCCGAUCGAGGAGAUCCCCGUCAAGCUGGAGGCGACCGAACACCAGGCCUUUGAUUGGGCGGUCGAGGAGGAUGUCCAGCAUUCGUUUCAGACGAGGAAAGGGAAAUAUGAAUUGCCUCUGCCUUCGGUGGGACAUCAGGGGCCGAAUAUUCUGAAAGCCUUUGGCUUGUUUACGGAGCUGCAAAAAGGAGCUUCUCUGUGA